This is a messenger RNA of Amoebophrya sp. A25, 453 nucleotides long. NCBI's taxonomy places the organism in Eukaryota, Dinophyceae, Syndiniales, Amoebophryaceae. The record is from the annotation of a GenBank genome assembly.
CACCACCGCAGCAGGAGUACUACCGCGAUCAUGUUAAUGCAAGAAGUUGUUCUCGGCAGCAUGAAUUAUUCCUUCCAAGAAGAGCAAAUGCUGGGCAGCUAUCAUCUUCAACUGCUGCGGAAGGGUCGCCACCCCCUGACGGCGAAGGGUACAAUGGUUACCGAGCUCCAGUAAAUGGCUACACGGGCUGCUAUCGAGACUCGUUCUUGUACUUAAGGCUUGUCCUAGUCGACCUAGUACUAGUUGGCCUCGAAAAGCAGCUUUGAUGAUCUGAUCUACAUCGGAUUAUUUGUUCAGUGGUAAGAACAACUCACGUCUUCAAAGAUGAAUGACUUUCUUCAAAGAUGACUCUCUUCAAAGAUGACUUACUUCAAGAGUAGCAGGUUCUAAUCUGCACUGUUUCGUCCGGUAGGAUGCGGCGAAGUCCCCCAGCGCGGCCGCCGCACGGACCUC